GCAGCGGAGGAAGAGGAGCUUGUUCGCCGGUGAGUGAAUGAGCGGUUGGCGCUGCCGCUUGGGGGACUGUUGGUGCAAUGCAACACCGCGUGGCAGCCUGCAGGGCUUGGCCGACAGGCUGAGGAGGGGAGGAGCGGACGUGGAAGCGUGAGCCGGGCUCGACUUGUCCAUGAGAGGCAUCUUUUCCCCAGCGGGGCUGGAGGAAGCCGGGACAAGGGCUUGGCCUUCGCCGUCCUUCGGAUCGCCCUCUGCAGCAGGUGGAUCCUGCCGGUACUGCUCAGGGGAUGAGUACAGCGGGCACUUUGCCCCCUUGGCCUCAGAGUUCCCGUCCUCUGCUUAGGGUUCUGGCGAACACCGGACCUUGGCAGCGCCUGGUGGACCCUGUCCCAGCGCCCUUACUGCUACCUCCAUGGUUCCUGCCCUUCUGUAUCUUCUCCAGAUCAGGACCCUGACUCUUCCUCGCUGAGUCUUACAAUGUGGUUUCAGGAUGCCCCAGCGUCCCGCCAAUGUCUUGCGCUGAGCUUUAGAGCAUCUUGGCUGCUGGUGCUAUUGAGUUUGGGCACUGGUCGGCAAGGGGGGUUGGCGCUGAAUUGCCCCAAGAACUGUGUGUGUGCCAGCAACAUCAUCAGCUGCUCCAAAGCGGACCUGAAAGUCUUCCCUCCUCACCUUCCUCAAUAUGCUGCUGUCCUGGACUUCAGCCACAAUCAGCUGACCCGCCUGCGAGCAGAGUGGACCCCUUUCCAGCUCCCUCAUCUGCAUUCAUUGUUCCUUAGCCACAAUGGCCUUUAUUUCAUCUCCACCGAGGCCUUCUGCAAUGUCCCCCAUCUGAAAUACUUGGACCUCUCCUCCAAUGCCAUUGAUACACUAGGAGAGAACAUCUUUAGUAAACUGACUGAGUUGGAGGUGCUGCUCCUAUAUAGCAACAAGAUCUCCAAGAUUGACCGCUCGGCUUUUGAGGAUAUGGCCAAACUCCGGAAACUGUACCUUAGCCAUAAUGAGAUCUCCCGCUUCCCCCUGGAGCUCAUUAAAAAAGGAGAGGCUAAGCUCCCUGAAUUGGCACUGCUAGACCUUUCUUCCAACAAGAUCAAGAACUUGUUUGUGAAGGAGGUCAAUGGGCUCCCAGCCUGGGUGAAAAAUGGCCUCUAUGUUCACAGCAACCCACUCAGCUGCCACUGUGAGCUUUACAACCUCUUCACCCACUGGCAGAAACGGCAGCUAAGCUCAGCUGUGGACUUUGAGGAAGAGCUCAAAUGCUUGGAUCAGACCAAGGAUAAAAAUGUCUCAAUUUCCAGCCUGUAUGAUCCAGAGGGCAUGAACUGCAGUGCAUUCAAGGAGCAAGCCCUAGAGGUCCACCGUGGGGACCGGGUAACCAUCAAUUGCGAUACUAGGCAACGAGGAGUGACAGUUAAGGAAUGGGUGACACCCCGAUAUGAGCAUGUUCAGCAGGAGGGUGAUAAUAGCUCCAUUACUCUGUUGCCAAAUGGAAGCCUUCAGAUAAACAAUAUCACCAUAGAGGAUAUGGGCCUGUAUACCUGUUAUGCAGUAAGCCAGGUGUUCAAUGAGACCCUCUAUGUACAAGUCACAGUCCAUAACUAUACCCUUCAUGGAGCCCCAGACAUGCUCAACACAGCCUAUACCACACUAGUGGGCUGUAUCCUGAGUGUCAUUCUUGUGCUCAUCUAUCUUUAUCUGACUCCGUGCCGUUGCUGGUGCCGCAGCAAUGAAAAGCAGGCUAACCAACAAGAGGACAGUAUCAACUCUUCAGUGCUCAGUACCACUCCAAAUCACAAUGCUGAAGUAACUGGGGGCAAGGAAGGAUUAAAUCGGAACACGGUGCCAAGCAGAGCCCAAGGCCAGAAUGGCAAAUGCAAGCCCACCAGCUCCCCCAAACAUGCACCCAAAGGAGUCCAGAAGGCAGAGAGAAAAUUGUCUGAUCCGGAUUCAGUCAGUUCAGUCUUCUCGGAUACUCCCAUUGUGGGAGCCUCACCAAAUGAAGGCGGGAGAGGAUGUAGUAGGGACAAGGCAGGGACUGAAUUAGUUGGACUGCUGUGAUCAUUCAGACUAUGGAAGGAAAGAACAGGAACAGGUCCACAUCUUUAUCGACAAGUCAGGCACUACUCUAUAAUCUGCCACAGUCUGUAACAGCAUUCCUGUUUGGUUCCCUUCUUGUUGUGUCCAGUGUUGAAAACCUGAUGUCUCAACUUUCUCUUCAGCAGUUUCUGAGCCUUCUGUUUUUGGAAUGUGAUCUUUCAGUUCCCUUGCAUUGGAAUUUUGCAAAUGUCCCAUUGAGAAAACAGAGAUAAAACAUGAAUGAUCCAGAGUACUAACUAGGCUUCCUGUAUCCUGCUACUGCAUUUGUAUUUCCCCUCUUAGGGGAUUUUCCUCCCAAAUACCCAUGCAAGUAUGAAAUUCAGGAGAGCAGGCCUAUUCACCUAUUGCAGCCAAAAUGUUGUGUGUCAUUUUAUAAUAGGGCCAUAAGCUUUCAGAGGUAUCUGUCUCCUUCCUCAGAUGGAUAAAAUGAGCCUAGAAAUCAUAUUUUUAGCUACCCUUCAUGCAAAUUAAAUCAUAUUGUUCUCUAUAGCUCCAGCUAUAGCAGUAGUCCCAAGUAGCCAAGACAUUGUGAAAAAGAACUUUUAAAAUGCCUAAACAGCUUUUUUUUAAGUAUUGCUAAAACAUUUUUAAAAAAAACCAAAAUGAACAUUUACACCAUACCAGAUUUCUCAGGACAUAAUUCAAAGCCUGUUUUGUGCUUUUUGACGGUGAAAAAAGAUGAAACAAAAUUUGGAAAUAUAGCAGUGAAAGGGGAAAUGAUGCUCUCUCUCCCAUCAAGAGCUUAGUGAAAAGGGGAGUUAACCCCAAAGAUUUUAAACUUUAGAGCAUUAAACUGCAAGAAAGAACCAACAGCCUUGGGAACUGGUAAGCUGGAAUUUUGCAUCCCUACCUUGCUUUCUCUAAGAUGCAACAAAGACAAGAAGACAACAUGGCUGGAUGCAGAUCUACUGCCUUCCUCUUUCAGCUCUUUCUUUGGCAGCUUAAUAGUCAGAUUCCAAUUACAGAUUAUAGUCAAAUUACAUCAGAUUAACAGCUAGGAUUUUAGCACAUCUCCACAUUCUUUCAGAACUUCAGCAAGACAGGAGCCUGUGGCAGUCUAUAUUGCUCCAGAACUAUUUGAUGGCCUCAUCAUCUUCAACCAAGUUUUCUCAUGUUUAUUUAGGAGACCAAGCAUGUUCCAGGUGUUUGGGGGAAAGGGGGAAUUUUAUGAGCCAUUCCAUUAUAGCAGGAGCCAUGCAAUUCCGCUUUGUAAUAUGUAGAUAGGAGCAAUUCUAGCUGGAGACUUUUUCCUGGGAGCUGCUUCUAUGGCCUUUGAACAUCUUCCUAAAACAAAUGGCACUGAGUCUGACACUUAUCUGUUGUUUGUUUAUUUUUUAAAUUCCUCCCUCCCUAUGUUUAAAUUGGUUUUUCCCCCCCAAGGGGUGGAAUGUAGAAACAGAAUGAUAUAAGGAGAUGGUUUUCACAAUAUUGUGAUGCUUCAGUCCACAUUCCCUUUAUGGGGUGAGGUCAUCCAAGCCAAGGAUGCAUCUUGCUCCUAUUCCCAUUUCUCAGGUCCCCCUCAAAAACCCUGUAUGUUGCCUAUUCUGGCCAGUUCAGAAUGCUCCCUUUACUAUAGGUGGACUUGGGGCCAUGAGAAAGAAUUAAUCAAAGGAACAUCUCUUAACAUAGUGUCCUGCAAAGAUUUUUAUUUGCUCUGGAUUCAGAAUCCAUUGCUAGUUACAAUUUAUUUAUUGGUUGCCUCUGGAUAGAGAAGGAUAGCAGAAGUAUAAUAGGCAUAUGCGACACAAUAAGCCAUAGAGUGUAUUGCACAAAGCUGUGAAUGGAUCCAGUUAUCAAAGACCAAACAGCCAUAGCAACUGUGAUCAUAGCCCUAAGGCUCUGCCAUCAGUGUAUAUGGGAACUAAUCUAGGGUUGUUGGAGCUCAAAGUGAUCCUUAAGCCAGAGAAGCAAAUCCCCUCAUUUUAACUAAUUAGAAGUAUCUCUUAAGUCACACUUAACUCCUGGUGAUUUCAUGGAUAUGUCCAUGCAUUCUUUUUGGCAACAAUAUGAAAAUGUUUCCAUUGCUACUGCCAGCAUGUUUUUUUUUUAACUUCCCAUCUAACUUACAGCCCUAGGAAUCCCUAGUAGUCUCCCAUCCAAGCACUAACCAGGUCCAGUUGUGUUUAAAUUUUCAAGAUAAGUCAAGGUUAGCUAGGUGCUGACAUCUGCUACAGGCCUUCACUGAUUAGCUCUGGGACUUUCCAACUUUCCUUUCUUAGUAUAUUAGGAGGAAUGAAACCUCAAAAGAAGUAUGCCAUCAAAGCAA
Molecule: messenger RNA, 4357 nt
Organism: Python bivittatus (Burmese python)
Lineage: Eukaryota; Metazoa; Chordata; Lepidosauria; Squamata; Pythonidae
Source: RefSeq, a predicted model, not a curated record